AAAGUAAACUUGGUUUGCUUGCAAAUAAAAUAUUCCAAAAAAUAAUUAAUAUGGUCUAAUUAGAGGUAAUAAAAUAAAAUUGAGUGCAACAAAUUUCAUUAACAACAACAUUUGAUGAUUUGUUUAAAAAAAGUGCUAUUAAUUGAUAAAAAAAAGUAGUAUAUAUUCAUUCAAGUUUUACCCUUCUUCAAGAACGUAACUCUACAAACAAAAAAUGGAGAACGCAACAAGUGAUUACAAUUUUACAUUAAUGUUGGUAAACAGUAAAUUACCAAAUCUCUCACAAAAUCAACUUAAAUAUUUCGCGAAUAAUUUAAUGAGACUUACCUUGCAAGAAUUUCAAAAUCAUAUGGACAGGAUGUUUAGGAUUCGCCCUGACAAGCCGAUAGUACAACAUUUCAGGGACCUUAUGGAAGUGAUUUUUGAACAUUUCAUUGUAAAGGCAAGGGAAGUAGACCAAAUACUAUACAAAGAUGAGACAUCUUCUGAAAGCGGUGAAAGCGGUUAUGAUGAAAGCAGUACGUUGGGUGCGCAUAGUUCAACGGUUAGGAGCAGCGAGUAUACGUGUGUUUCUUUCGAGACAUUUAAAAAAGGUGUUAAUUUUGCCAGUACUCCUCAAAAGAAACGGAGGAGUUUUAAUGAUGUUUGUCCAACGGUUGAGAGCAGAGACUUUCAGAUAGUUUCGUUCAAGGAAUUCACAAAAGGUGUCACCAUUGUCAGUAGUCCUACGAAAUCAAUAUCAAAUAAAGUCAGUAAACCGAAGAAUCACAACAACGAGGGUUUAUUAAUAAUAAGUGAUAGAAAUGAAUGUUCUCUAAAUAAUUUAUCAACACGCGUUAAUCUUCUUGCUAGAUUUUUAGAACGGUAGACUCCUAUAGAAAAGUAUCCUAGUGUAAAUAAUAGGGCGGAUAUAUUCGCCGAUUGUUCGAUUGUUACGAUAUUAUUGCCAAUUAAUAACAGUAAUAAUGAUAAAAUUGGAAAGCAACCCUUUUUGACAUAACUGAAGGGUUGAUGGAAAAGAGAAAUCGAAAGGCAAUGUUGUUCGAAAUUUUUGUGUGUCCAGUCCAUAUAAACUUCUUGUUAAAUAUUUCGAAAAAAAUGUUAUUUUAUGUAAUUAUAUAUUAAUUAUUAUAUAAGGAAAAAAAUUAAAAAAAUCCAAUGUUAAUUACUUUGCAAUAGAAGUAACAAAACUUGUAUACUAAGUUUACUUGAAAUGUGUUUCAUGUAGUUUCAUUCCUUAUUUUUAAUUGUAUGCA
This is a messenger RNA of Nicrophorus vespilloides, 1256 nucleotides long. RefSeq lists its product as uncharacterized. The record is from RefSeq and is a predicted model, not a curated record. The transcript is spliced from 2 exons. Bases 215 to 868 code for a protein of 217 amino acids. NCBI's taxonomy places the organism in Eukaryota, Metazoa, Arthropoda, Insecta, Coleoptera, Silphidae.